AUGUCAUCCUCAAUCUCCCCCUCCCUCCCACCUCUCACCCUGUCCUUCGAACCCACCAACACCUCCAAUUCCGAAUCCCCCACCUCCCAAUCCCUCAUCACCCACCUCUCCCUCCAACCGCACCCCGAAGGCGGCUACUUCGCCGAAACCGACCGCGACACCCUCCGCAUCCCGAACCCCUUCGCCUCCGACCCCCGAUCGAAACUCGUCGAGUCCCGCAGCGCCAGCACGACGAUCUUCUACUACCUCACGCCGAAGAGUCCGUUGGGGCAUUUCCAUCGGAAUAAGGCGAGGACGGUGCAUACGCUGCAUCGGGGCAGGGGGAGGUAUGUUUUAAUUCAUGCGGAUGAGGUUGCUGCGGGGGCGGAUGAUGGGGAUGAGGUGGAGGAGGGGUUGAAGUGGACGGGGAAGGCGAGGGUGGAGACUUUUGUGGUUGGGCAGGACGUGGAGAGCGGGGAGAGGUUGCAGUGGGUUGUUGAGGGGGGGAAGUAUAAGGCGAGCUUCCUACUGCCGGAUGAGGAUGGCGGAGGGAGCAGCGAUGGGUUGUUGAUAUCAGAGACGGUCGUGCCUGGAUUCGAGUUCUCAGAUCAUGAUUUCAUGAAGCGAGACAGAUUCGAAGCGCUAGUUACUCCUGAGCAGGCGAAAGAGAUGGAGUGGAUGGUGAGAAAAGGCGAGUCAGAAGUAAUGGUUUGA
Messenger RNA from Saxophila tyrrhenica, 693 nucleotides. RefSeq lists its product as uncharacterized. Gene Ontology annotation, cellular component: intracellular anatomical structure. The record is from RefSeq and is a predicted model, not a curated record. The transcript is spliced from 2 exons. Bases 1 to 693 code for a protein of 230 amino acids. Lineage: Eukaryota; Fungi; Ascomycota; Dothideomycetes; Mycosphaerellales; Extremaceae.